Messenger RNA from Pseudoliparis swirei, 2719 nucleotides. RefSeq names its product phosphorylase, glycogen, liver (gene pygl). Gene Ontology annotation, cellular component: cytoplasm. Gene Ontology annotation, biological process: glycogen catabolic process. The record is from RefSeq and is a predicted model, not a curated record. Bases 71 to 2626 code for a protein of 851 amino acids. Gene Ontology annotation, molecular function: pyridoxal phosphate binding; glycogen phosphorylase activity. NCBI's taxonomy places the organism in Eukaryota, Metazoa, Chordata, Actinopteri, Perciformes, Liparidae. The transcript has 20 exons.
ACUCUCCCCGGCCGGCCUCCACGGACUGACUGCCUGACCCCCCACCGGACGGACCCGCUGCGCCCCGAGCAUGGCGACCCCACUCACCGACCAGGAGAAGCGCAAGCAGAUCAGCAUCAGGGGGCUCGUGGGCGUGGAGAACGUGGCGGAGCUGAAGAAGGGCUUCAACCGCCACCUGCACUUCACGCUGGUGAAGGACCGAAACAUCGCGACACCUCGGGACUACUACUUCGCCCUGGCCCACACCGUGAGGGACCACCUGGUGGGGCGGUGGAUCCGGACGCAGCAGUUCUACUAUGAGGUGGACCCCAAGCGGGUGUAUUAUCUGUCUCUGGAGUUCUACAUGGGCCGGACGCUCCAGAACACCAUGAUCAACCUGGGCCUGCAGAACGCCUGCGACGAAGCCAUCUAUCAGCUCGGCCUGGACAUGGAGGAGCUGGAGGAGAUGGAGGAGGAUGCAGGUCUGGGCAACGGAGGCCUGGGCAGACUGGCGGCGUGUUUCCUGGACUCGAUGGCCACUUUGGGUCUCGCGGCGUACGGUUACGGCAUUCGAUACGAAUAUGGAAUCUUUAACCAGAAGAUAAGAGACGGCUGGCAGGUGGAGGAGGCAGAUGAUUGGCUGAGGCAUGGGAACCCGUGGGAGAAGGCCCGCCCAGAGUACAUGCUGCCGGUCCACUUCUACGGCCGCGUAGAGGACUGGGGCUCCAAAUGGGUCGACACUCAGGUGGUGUUGGCGAUGCCCUACGACACGCCCAUCCCCGGCUACAUGAACAACACGGUGAACACCAUGAGGCUGUGGUCGGCCCGCGCCCCCAACGACUUCAACCUGAGAGACUUUAAUGUUGGAGAUUACAUCGAGGCGGUUCUGGACCGGAACCUGGCGGAGAACAUCUCCCGUGUUCUUUACCCCAAUGACAACUUCUUUGAAGGAAAAGAGCUCCGUCUGAAGCAGGAGUACUUCGUCGUGGCGGCGACACUCCAAGACGUCAUCCGCCGCUUCAAGACCACCAAGAAGGGAACUCCCGUGCGGACGUCCUUCGAGACGUUCCCAGAAAAGGUCGCCAUCCAGUUGAACGACACCCAUCCGGCCUUGGCCAUCCCCGAGCUGAUGAGGAUCUUCGUCGACAUCGAGAAACUCGACUGGGACACGGCCUGGGACCUCACCAAGCGCACCUUCGCCUACACCAACCACACGGUGCUCCCCGAGGCUCUGGAGCGCUGGCCUGUGGAGCUGCUGGAGAAGCUGCUGCCCAGACACCUGCAGAUCAUCUACCACAUCAACCAGGUCCACCUCGACAGGAUCGCGGCUCUCUUUCCGAACGACGUGGAGAGACUGAGGAAAAUGUCUCUGAUCGAAGAAGAUGGCUGCAAGAGGGUGAACAUGGCGCACCUGUGCAUCGUGGGAUCUCACGCCGUCAACGGAGUCGCUGAGAUCCACUCCAACAUCAUCAAGACCGACGUAUUUCGUAAUUUCAGUGAAGUUGAACCGGAGAAGUUUCAGAACAAAACCAACGGCAUCACCCCAAGACGCUGGCUGCUGCUCUGCAACCCGGGACUGGCGGAGGUCAUCGCUGAGGUCAUCGGGGAGGACUACGUGAAGGACCUCAGCCAGCUUGAGAAGCUGAGGGACUUUGUUGACGAUGCUGCGCUCAUCCGGGACGUCUCCAGAGUGAAACAGGACAACAAGGUGAAAUUCUCCCAGUACCUGGAGAAGGAGUACAGGGUGAAGAUCAACCCGUCGUCCAUGUUCGACGUCCACGUGAAGAGAAUCCACGAGUACAAGCGGCAGCUCCUCAACUGCCUGCACAUCAUCACCAUGUACAACCGCAUCCGAACGAACCCCAGUGCACCUUUUGUCCCACGGACAGUGAUCAUCGGGGGAAAGGCGGCUCCUGGGUAUCACAUGGCGAAGAUGAUCAUCAGGCUCAUCACCGCGGUGGCGGAGGUGGUGAACAACGACCCUGCGGUGGGAGGCAAGCUGAAGGUCAUCUUCCUGGAGAACUACCGGGUCUCUCUGGCCGAGAAAGUGAUACCCGCCACGGAUCUGUCGGAGCAGAUCUCCACCGCCGGCACGGAAGCGUCGGGAACGGGGAACAUGAAGUUCAUGCUGAACGGCGCUCUGACCAUCGGCACCAUGGACGGAGCCACGGUGGAGAUGGCGGAGGAGGCGGGAGAGGAGAACCUGUUCAUCUUCGGCAUGAGGGUGGAGGACGUGGCUGAAAUGGACAAGGCGGGAUAUGAUGCCAUGUCGUACUACAAGAGGAUCCCAGAGCUGAAAUAUGUUAUGGAUCAGAUCACAAGCGGAUAUUUCAGCCCCAGAAAUCCAGACCUCUUCAAAGACGUCACCGACAUGCUCUUAAAAUAUGACCGCUUCAAAGUGUUUGCGGACUUUGAGGACUACGUGAAAUGCCAAGAGAAAGUCAGCCAGCUCUACACGAAUCCAGUGGAGUGGACAAAGAUGGUGAUCAGGAACAUCGCAGCCACGGGGAAGUUCUCCAGCGACAGAACCAUCACGCAGUACGCCACCGAGGUGUGGGGGGUGGAGCCCACCGACCUGAAGAUCCCGCCUCCCAACGAGCCGAGAGAGGCCAUCGAAGAAACGGCCAGAGCGCUGAAGAAGAUGUGAAGUCGUGUUUUUAUGUUUACAACUCAUGUACUGCUCCUGUCUGGAUCUUCUUCUUCUUAUUUUUUGGGGUGUUUCAGAAAUCACAUCUGCACA